Linum trigynum is the source of this 3509-nucleotide messenger RNA. Lineage: Eukaryota; Viridiplantae; Streptophyta; Magnoliopsida; Malpighiales; Linaceae. The record is from the annotation of a GenBank genome assembly.
CUCUUCUCCCUCUUGUUUUCUCAACCUUCGAACAAAUCGAAACAAUUUUUCAGCAGAGACUUUCGCGGGGUCUCAUUUUUGUCUCGUUUCCGUUCCAAAGUAUCCUGAAAUCCGAAUCACAUGGUGGUAAUUAACGACGAAAGAACAACAAAAAGAUUGAAACUUUUUUCCCUUUUGGGUAGGCUAAAUUUCAAACCUUCCAUACCCACUCCCCCUCCUUCCCCGCGUCCUCCUCUUUUUCUCUCCUUCCCUGCUUUCUCUCUGCAACUCUCUCUCGCUCUCUCUCAAUUGAAGCAUGGUCUGGAUCUGACACUCCCUCCGCCCAGCACCGCCUUCUACAGUUGUAAGAAUGCCUUCUCCCUGCUCAGUGAUUCGUUCAAUUUCCCUAACUAGUACAGGCAUUGUUGAUUGUUUGCGUUUCUGGAACCAAGCGAUUGUAAUUCCUGUCCUCGAAUGUUGUCUGAUGCGUAUGAUGUCAAAGUUGUAUUCUUUUAUCCACAAUUGGAACAUUAUCAUCGAAAAGUUUUGGUGGUCUCAUCCACUGACGGUGACCAUUUCUGUUUAUCAAUCAAGAUAAAGCUCUGUAAUUGAUUUCAGGAGCGCUAUCAUGGCGACAAAAGGGAACACAGGGGACCCGAGAACAAGGAGCUCCAUCUCAAUCUUCAUCGUGGUCGGUUUAUGUUUCUUCUUCUACAUCUUGGGCGCAUGGCAACGAAGCGGGUUCGGUAAAGGCGACACCAUUGCUCAAGUGGUCACCAAACAAAUGGACUGCAGCAUCCUCCCCGAUCUCAAUUAUGAAACCAGCGGCGAUGCAGGCACCACCGAUGUGUCUCCACUCGAUGUCAAUGAGAUUCCACCCUGUGACGACGCGUACAUUGAUUACACACCGUGUCAGGAUCAAAUGAGGGCCAUGACAUUCCCACGGGAGAACAUGAACUACAGGGAACGACAUUGCCCGCCUGAAUCCGAGAAGCUCCACUGCCUCAUCCCUGCGCCAAAGGGUUACGCCACCCCUUUCCCAUGGCCCAAGAGUCGUGACUAUGUGCCCUAUGCUAAUGCACCUUAUAAGAGCCUGACAGUUGAGAAAGCUGUCCAGAACUGGAUUAUAUAUGAGGGGAAUGUGUUUAGAUUUCCAGGUGGUGGAACACAGUUCCCUCACGGAGCGGAUACUUAUAUCGAUCAGCUUGCUGCGGCUAUCCCCAUUGAUAAUGGGAUGGUUAGAACUGCCUUGGAUACUGGUUGUGGGGUUGCUAGUUUGGGUGCAUACCUUUUCAAAAAGAAUGUUCUCACCAUGUCAUUUGCACCGAGGGACUCGCAUGAAGCACAAGUUCAGUUUGCACUGGAAAGAGGUGUUCCGGCUGUCAUUGGUGUUCUUGGAACCAUCAAGCUGCCAUAUCCUUCUGGAGCAUUUGAUAUGGCCCACUGUUCUCGUUGCUUGAUUCCAUGGGGCGCUAAUGAUGGAAUGUACAUGAUGGAAGUUGAUCGUGUUCUAAGACCAGGUGGUUACUGGCUGCUUUCGGGUCCUCCCAUCAACUGGAGGACGCAUUAUCAAGCAUGGAAUAGAACCAAAGAGGAUCUUGAAGCAGAACAAAACAAGAUUGAAGAAAUUGCCCGACUUCUUUGCUGGGAAAAGAAAGAUGAGUUGGGUGAUAUUGGUAUCUGGCAGAAAAGACUAGACCCUGGUUCUUGCACUGAACAGCGCACCAUGUGUGAAUCGUCAGAUCCUGAUGAUGUCUGGUACAAGAAAAUGGAGCCAUGUGUAACGGGGUCUCCAAAGAUUGAUGGCUCUGAGUGGAAGCCAUUUCCUGAGAGACUUAAAGCUGUACCUUUCAGAGUGUCUAGUGGGGCUAUUCCUGGAGUCUCUCCGAAGGAAUACCUGGAAGACAGUCGAACAUGGAAGAAGCAUGUAAAUGCGUAUAGGAGGAUAAAUAAGAUCCUAGACUCGGGGAGAUAUCGCAACAUUAUGGACAUGAAUGCUGGCAUGGGAGGUUUUGCUGCAGCCCUUGAGUCUUCUAAACUGUGGGUUAUGAAUGUUGUGCCUACCAUUGCAGAGAAGAACACCUUGGGUGUUGUGUUCGAGCGUGGUUUGAUCGGUAUUUAUCAUGAUUGGUGUGAAGCUUUCUCUACAUAUCCAAGGACGUAUGACCUCAUUCAUGCAAAUGGCCUCUUCAGCUUGUACAAGGACAAGUGCAGCAUGGAAGACAUUCUACUCGAGAUGGAUAGAAUAUUAAGGCCAGAAGGAACAGUGAUAUUCCGCGAUCAUGUGGAUGUUCUUGUCAAAGUGAAGAGAACUGUAUCAGGUAUGAGAUGGAAUACGAAAAUGGUGGACCAUGAAGAUGGCCCACUUGUUCCAGAGAAGGUGAUGUUUGCCGUCAAACAAUACUGGGUUGCUGGACAACAGAAUGUCACUAAAACUAAUUAGAAGUGACAGAGGCAGCAUUUAAUCCCUUCCUUUUUUCCAUCUCAUAAUAAAAUGCUACUCUCUUGGGUUCAAGGCAAUCAGACACAUUCAUCUUAUCAACCAUGCCUGCCUGUUUAAGAACAAGCCAAGAUUUCACAACACAGUGCCAUUUCAUUGCAUUUUGCAGUAGAUAGAAAGAACAUAGGUAAAUUGGUCUUUAUCUUUUCCCCAAGUUUGCUCUUUCAUAUGGUACCCAUUUUGCCAGCAUUCUAUUAGAAUCACCUCAGAUGUAGUUGGAAAUUGGUGAUAUUGCCUUCUGUAUGUCUUUGUUCUUUUAACUGUAGAAAAAUCUUUCUUCUUAUUUAUUACUACAAACAAACUCAUUGCCUCAGUUUUGCAUUGAAGACUAUCAGCAACUCUUCUUCUGCCUUGUCUGUAUCUCUCUCUCUCUCUCUUUGAAUUGGCUGUGUUGCUUACCAGUUAGUUACUAGAAUGUUCCUUAGACUGUCAAGAUAGGUUGUGAAUUCCAUUCCCCUGCUUCUCGUGACUCAGACAGCCAACCCCACCAUGUGAGAGGCCAGCUGAAAAGUGGGUUUCCCUUCCCUUUUCAAGCUGCGCAGCCUGUUGUUGGACCUUUUGGUUUGUUUGGAGAUUGGUGGAUGCCUUAUCCAUUUCCCAUCUCCAUGCAUUUUGAGGAUAUUUUCCCAAUAGAGCUGCCUCCUGUUUCACUUUAAUCUCUGGUUGCUGUGUCUUGUAUGGCAGCCUGCUAGGGCUAUGGGAUGUCUCCUUGGUUUGGACUUUGGAGGCAAAGGGGUCAAUGAAAUGUGGCCAUACUAGCAUACUUUCUGUGGCAUCUCCACAACCAAUUGGUAUCCUAGCAGAGGCCACCCACCCUUUUAAGUUGUCUUCACUUCUGGUGUCCUACCCUACAUCUUAUCCCAAAAGAGCCCCAUGUUCCACAAAGACUGCACAUUCCUCUGCCUCUAAGGGAAGAGUUGUUUGUUCAUGUCCAUGACUUUGAACAUCAACUCGAUGCUUUUUGGCGCGACCAAUUCCGAAAGAGAUUCUUUUGCAGGCAUGUAUUGUAGAAUACAGGGAUUUCACUUUG